This is a messenger RNA of Suillus paluster, 519 nucleotides long. RefSeq lists its product as uncharacterized. The transcript has 4 exons. Lineage: Eukaryota; Fungi; Basidiomycota; Agaricomycetes; Boletales; Suillaceae. Bases 1 to 519 code for a protein of 172 amino acids. The record is from RefSeq and is a predicted model, not a curated record.
AUGACUAUCACCAAUCCAGCACAAUUAAUAGACGAGUUCAAAAAAUCAGGCGAAUUUGACCGUCUGCGACGUGAGCUCCUGUCACAUUUCCAACGCAGUGACCGCACCGAGGCCUUCAAAUCUCGUGUUGAUGAUAUAGCCCGACAACGGCUGUCUUCUGACCCGAAAUUGAUUUCUAUGCCCAAUGACGCUAUUCAGCGUGAACUGCUAGGGGAAAUCGACCGCUAUCCCAUUGUUGAGCGAGCGGUGGCUGAUGCUCCUUUCCUAUCUGACCCGGCAUUCAUUGCUGGCAUACGUGCUUCACUGGAACGCACCAUGUCGGCAGGCAGAGGUGAAAAGAGCCAUGCCACACCAAGUGAGCAUUUAUACGUAUACUUUGAUGGUUUCUUUCAGCUCUUGACUGGGACGCUAGGCCAAUUGACGCCGAAUGUGCAUCCAAAUGAUUCGGGCAAUCCAGACCCAGCUGUUUCACAGUCCAAUGGUACUCUGGUACCUUCUCCGGAGGCGCAGAAAGAGUAA